ACCCUCUUUCUCUUUGUAGUCUAUGCUUUCAUUGGAUCAAAUUUCUUUGAAUGAUUAUUGUUUCUCUAUAGUAUUAAUUCCUCUCUUUAGCUUCUCUUGCAUUGGUUUGUCUUAAGUUUUGAUAUCAAUUUUGUGAUUUUUAUCAUCUGCGAUAAAGCUGAAAAGAAGUGGCGUACUUUAGCUACCUUUCCUUUGCUUAUAAUUAUAUUCUUUUAGUUGAGUAUGAAACCAAGAAUUUCAACUAAUCUGUGGUUUGGUUCAUGCUACAUGUUUUUUUUGUUCUGAACUAUUUUAGUUUGCUUGCUUAGGUUGUUCUAUAAAUCAUUUCCUUUCUGUAAUUGUGCAUUGUCUUAACACUUUCAAACACAUGCUGAAAGAAGUAGCUAUCUAUGUACUCAGUAGGUUUGAUGGUAACUUCUGUUAAUUUUCAAAGGCGGAGCAUUGCGCUUAUGCAUAAAUGAUUUACAAGUUUUUGGAGGUUCAUGACAUUGGAAAGACACAUGCUUCGUACUAUAUAGUUUAUGCUUUGCACAUGGAUUCUAAGGUGGAAAACGCCACUGAGAUCUUCAGUCACAAAAUAUCUAGGUAAUGUUCUUCAUCAUGGUCCUCAUCGUAGUUUCACAGUCAGCUUUUGUCACAUGGCAUGAUUUGAUAGUGUUAAACUUUGUGCAGAAAGGCAAAGUCUAUGGAAAAGUUGAAUGAUUCUUACAAAAAUUCAUGGUGAGAGCUAUGAGAAGAUCCAAACAGCUGAUGAAGUAAGAUACUUAAUGUUUCUACCUACCAGGAGGAUCCAAAAGAGAAUGACCUCUGUCAAGAAGUUGUGGCACUAUAUUGUCUAGGGGAGAUAAUCAAUAGUGAGUCUCAAAUUAAAUUUUACUUUUGGAAAUCAAUAAGCUCUCUUACAUGAAAAUGACCUCUACAGAUAAAAGAACGUUUGGAUCAGAAGCCAAAAACCCAAAGCCGAAAUUGUAAGUCAUUCUGUAUUUCUCUGUUUUUUAAAUCUUCAAGCAUAUACAAAUUUUACCAAAAAAUCUAACUUAUUUUGUAACUCCCUAUGAUAUGUGCAGCUCAUUCAUGGCACCUUCUCCUGUGUACACUGACACUACAUGCUUGGAGGUAGAACACAAAUGAUCAACAGGAACACCAUUGUACGGAUCCACUUGUGGGAGGAGAAUGGUGGAGGAUAUUUUCCCCAGCUGCAUUUGAACAUAGAAGAGAGAAAUAGAUCAGGAGGGAGACGGUCCCGCCUACCGGCCGAAUUCUCAAGUGUGCCAAUACCAGCGGAGAAAAUAAGUGUGAGACUGAGAGUCGGAAUAUUUUAGCACUUACGGAUCAUAUCAAUUUUCAAAGCUAGGAUCAUGCAAAAAAAGGAGUCGUAACUGAGCUAUACACUCCUAGGAAAUGGUAUGUGGUCUAAUUUAAUUCUUCCCAUAAUCUUUUGAUUAAUCUUUAGCUUGCUAUCUUAUUUCCUAAGCUGAUUUUUUUUGUUGUCUGGUUGUAAUUAGCAGGUCCGCCACAAACAAAUUGAUCACCUUAAAGGAUCAUUGCUUCUGUUAGUCUUCCAUAGUUGUAUUUAGCCAAAAGUAUGAUUGUGUUUAUCUUUCAACGUUUUCAUUUUUUGAAACAUAACUAUGAUACUAAAAAUGUUUGUUUAAGUAGUUGUUUCUAAAUAAUUAUUAGUAUAAAACAGCGGUGGAUAUGAAACUAUUUUACUAAAUUCUUUUUCAUGUUCCACUGUCUGUCUCACUUAUCACUUAUCAGUCGUACUCAUGUAUCUAUAGUACUAUUUUUUUUUCAUCUGAUCACUUUUGUUUACUUUAAACUAUUAUAAUUACUAACGUAUUUCUAUGGUUUUAGCCGAGCAUAAAAGUUUCAACUGUAAAAAAACAUAACAUUACUAAGGUAUUUCUUUGUUAAAAUACUUAACAUUUUCUAAUAAUACAUGUACAAAUAAUAAAUACACCUAUCAGAAAAAUAUACUAACAAUAUUUUUGAUUAAAAACUCUACAACAACUUCAACUUAACUAUUAGAAUAAAGAUAAAAAUUGUCUGAAUAAGCUGAGAACAGAAGGUUAAUAGGCUUCAAAGUUAAUUUAUAUAGUUUUUUUUGAAUACUGCAUUACUGACUAUUAUUUAACGUUCAUAUAACAUAAGAGGUUUCAUUAUUUAGUUUGAAUAAAGUAUUGAGAUUAAAUCAUCACAUACUUGGGUGGAGUUUUAGCAAAAGCAUGUCGUCGCUGUAGAAGAGGAUAUCUAAAAGCUUCCCGAUGUUCCCCAUCCUAGCAAUAAAAACAAGUCAACUGCAGUUUAAUAGCUUCCAUAGUUUUUGGGGCUAAUUUGUAUAAGAGAAACUUAGACACUGAAGCAAGAGAGGAAUGAAAAAAAUGAAUAUGGUCCACUCAGCUAUUUUUAUAAAUCAAGCAUCUAAAAUAGCAAGAUAUAUAACAAAACACUACUAUCAAUUAGAUUAAAUAUAUGAACCACAAAACAUUAAAAAAGACUUAUGGUUCAUAUCAAACUCUAUUAUCAAUUAGAUUAAAUGUAACAAAACACUAGCAAAGAUAAAAAUGAAAAUUUAAACCAAAAUAAACAGGAAUAAUGAUUACUACAUGCAACCAAAACACUAAAAAUGAUCACAUAACAAUUGAGGAAGAAUAUUUCCAGAAGUAGUUAGUAUUUUUUUUUUCUUGAUUAACCUAAGGGUAUCUCAGACGUAUGAAAUGGACCAGACUAAUCUCAAAAAAAAAAUGCAACCCACAUAGAACCGGUAUAUAUCCCCAAAUAGUCUCAAAUAGUUAAUAUACCUUUAAAGGAAGAAACAACAAUUAAUCAAACAAUCAAUGUUUUGUCCUAACAAACAUGUCAUAUUAUAUGAAAUACGACAAUACCUCUAUCAAGAAAUUAGCCAGUCAUAAGUUGAACAUUUCAAAUAAUAAAAAUAAAAAACAAAGAAAUGUAAAAAAUGAAUCAAAUAUUAUGUUAAUAAAAUUUAAUAUUAUAUAUUGCAUGCUUCUAAUUCAUUUCAUGUUACAAAUAUAUUAAAAAUAGUUUCAUAUCUAUUUCGGUAUUCAAAAAUUGAUUUCACGUUAAGGACAUAAUCUAUAAUGAUAUUUUAAGUGUACUAUUGGAGAAAUAUUUUCUUUCUAUUCAUUUAUUUAUAAUAUAUUUAUAUUUUUCAAUUAAGAAGAUCUAAGCCGCAUCGAAAAUAAAAAAAAUCAUAUUAGUUAUACUAAUUUUUUAAUUAAAUAUAAAAUAAAAUGCAAUUUUUCAUGCACAUAAAAUGAUUAACUUUGAAAAUACAUAAACCGCGCGUAGCGCGGUGAGAAUCUCUAGUAUAUAUAAAGUACUAAAACACUCCACUCAUAUAUGUUGAAAACAAUUCAAUUUUAAUAAAUCCAAAUUUACAUCAUAUAGAAAUGUCUAUAAUUACAUGAUUUCAGUUUUCCUGCAAAAAUAUAUUGUUUAUAAAAUAUAUAAACUAUUUUUUAAGAUCUUAUGCAUGAGAAGACUUCCAUUAGAAGACUCAUUGGAAAGUCUUCUCAUAAAAACUACACAAACCAAAGAAGACUUCACGAGGUUAUAUUCGUAAAAGUACAUACAAAUUUUUUUGUUUGGUCAUCAGGAGAUGCUUGUAACUUUACUAGUAUUUUGGGUUAUUUUUGCAUUUGAUUGAAUUUAUGGUAAACUUUUAUAUUUAACAUCAAAUUGUAGGUCAUAUUUGGAAAUUUCUCUUUCAUUUAUCUUGUUGGAUUUGAUAUUUAUCCUUUAUAUACUAUUUGAGAAGCAUUUUAAUAUUUUUAUUAUGAUAAUGUGUUAUCACUCCAAUGAUUUUUAGAAUCAUUACAAAAAUAUGUUUAUUAUUACUAGAAUAAUUUCAAUGCAUAUCAUUCUUUAUUUGGUCAAAAAUCUUAACAUGUACUAUAUUUCUCAUUAAACUAAAUAUAUAAUCAAUUAGUUAUCUACCAAAAAAUCUUGCUCAUUAUUUCCUUAAAUAAAAUUAUAGAACUAUCUAAUUUGAUUAAUAUACGACGAUUAAUGAUAUUAAAUAAUAAAAUAUUUCAUAACAAGUUUUGUAUGUUAUAUUAUUUUUUGUUUAAUUUGAUAUUCUUAAAACUAGAUAAAAUUUUACAUUAAUUAUAUAAUAUUUUAUUUUUGAAUUCUUAAAAACAACAUUAAAUUACUAAAAUUGCUAAAAAUUAUAUAUCAAAACAUUUGUGAUCAAUCAUUUAAAAGUUAUGCUAUAAAAAUACAAAUGAUCAUAAAUCCAUAUGAAGUUUCAUUUAAAAGAUAUCCAAAAUAAAAAAUAAAAAUAAAUCUAUUUUUAUAUUGUUUAAAUUAAAUUAUAUACCUAUAUUUAUAAAUAUUUUAAUUUAAAAUUUUUGAAUUAUAUAUUAUAGUUGAAAUGAUAAAAGUCAAACAUUUAUACAAUCUUAACUUGAUCAAAUAAUUAAAAUAUAUUUAUGCAUUUUUGUUAUUUAAAAUAAUUUAAAAUAUUUAUAUAUAUAUAUAUAUGUAUAUUUAUUAUACUUUAUAAAUAGCUGCCAUAACACGGUUUAUUACAUAGUUACAUUUGUUUUGGUCGCUUCAAACCAUUAUCAGUCAAAAUACGGUUUCCUUUUCUACUGAGUUUUGAAUUGCUCUAAAUUUUGACUUUGAAUUUAAUCAAUUAGAUUUAACAAUGUUAUUCAAUCCAAGUUUAUAUGAAUCCAUUAAAGGCAGUAUCUACCAUAUAUUUCAAUGCUCCCUACUUCGGUUUGAACCUCUGAUUUGGGUUUUUAGUGGUCCCAAUUUUAUAUGCCAAUGCAAACACAUAAAGAGAUAAAAUAUCUAUAAUUCAUGAACCUCUCUGUUCAUCACUAUAGACCUUGUGACCAGGAUUAUUAAUUAUUUUUGACAAUAUUUUCUUGAUAUAGGUCGUCCCGACGACCCAAAAUUCCCUAAAAUAAAAAUAUAAAGUAUUUUCUAUAUAUAAUGUUGUAUUGACUCACUUGUUGACGAAACCAUUUGUGAAUCAAACACACACAAACAAAAAAAUCAAUAUACAUCAUUUAUAUCGACAUGUCGGUCGUCUUUUCAAGUUUUCUUUUGUUCUUCACCAUUAUCAUAAAGUCGGCCGAUUCAUCAGCUCUUCACAAAGAUGAAUUAAAAGCGCUUGGAGAGAUAGCUAAUACACUUGGUAUCAAGACACUGAACCUACGGAACGGAGAUCCUUGCCAUUUAGGAAUCCUUAAGUUUGAUGAUGCUCAGAAUCCGGAGGGCACGAACAGCAUUAUUUGUGACUGUACCUUCAACGACAGCACGACAUGCCAUAUUACAGAGUUGAAACUCAAGACCCUCAGUCUUCCUGGAAAACUUCCACCUGAGUUAGUCAAACUUCAGUAUCUGCAAUCUAUAGAUUUUUGCAGAAAUUACCUUUCAGGAACAAUCCCAAUGGAGUGGGCUUCUUUGCCAUACUUUUCUUCCAUGUCGCUCUGCGCGAAUCAUUUGACUGGGCCUUUACCAGCUGGUUUACAAAACUUUAAGAGUCUGACGUUCCUAGGAAUUGAAGCCAACCAGUUCUCUGGUCCAAUUCCUGAUGAGCUUGGUAGUAUGACCAACCUAACAAAACUGCAUCUUGCAUCCAAUCAAUUUAAUGGAAGCUUGCCAAUCACUCUAGCUAGACUGGUGAACCUUAAGGAUUUGGUAAGUGAUAAUAACUUCAGUGGUACCAUCCCUGCAUAUAUUGGCAACUGGUUUGGGGUUCAAAGGCUACAUAUACAUGCAAGUGGACUGAAAGGGCCUAUUCCUGAAGCAGUUGCCCGGUUAAAAAAUCUUAAUGAACUGAGAAUUAGUGAUACGACUGGGAUAAACGUAUUUCCAAUUCUAUCCAGCGGAGCCAUCCAAACCCUGACUUUGAGGAAUGUGGGUUUGUCUGGUCCAAUUCCAUCUUACAUCUGGAGUAUGCCAAACCUAAAGAAUCUUGAUCUAUCUUUUAACAAGUUGACUGGUGGAGUUCAAGAACUAGAAAAAGCACCCGCAAAUACCUAUUUGACUGGAAACAUGCUUUCGGGAAACGUUGGAUCUGCUCUGUCAAUCUACGAAGAAGCCAAUAUUGAUAUCUCUUACAACAAUUUCUCAUGGUCUUCUACCUGCAAGGACAAAAGUAACAUUAACACAUUCCGGAGCUCAUAUUUGAAGAACAAUUUAAUUGGACUUCUUCCGUGCGCUGGUCCAAUGAACUGCAAGAGAUUUGUAGAUCAGCGCUCACUACAUAUAAAUUGUGGUGGAGAAAGUACAACGGUUACAAACACUUCGGGUAAAAUCACUUAUGAAGCUGAUAACAGUGAAACAAAAUCCGUGACAAAUCAACACUUUCAAAACUGGGGAAUCAGUAACACAGGUCUGUUGUCGAAUGACAUAUACACCAUUUCCACUAGUUUAACUCUACCUGGAGGCUCCCCUGAUUUUUAUAAGACUGCACGUCGAUCUGCUAUUUCUCUGGUUUACUAUGCGUUUUGUUUGGAAAAUGGAGCCUACAAUGUGAAACUCCAUUUUAUGGAGAUUCAGUUUACAGACGAAAAACUAUACAGUCGUCUAGGCAGACGCAUAUUUGACGUCUAUAUUCAGGGAGAAUUGUUUUUAAGGGAUUUUAACAUAAAAGAGGAGGCUAAUGGAACUCUAAAACCUGUUGUGAAAGAAGUGAGCUUGAACGUGACCGACCAUGUGUUAGAGAUUCAGUUAUAUUGGGCAGGGAAAGGGACAACUCUCAUUCCCGAAAGAGGAAAUUAUGGUCCUCUUAUAUCUGCAAUCUCUUUGUGUCACAGUAGCCGGGAGCCACAAUGUGGAGCGGAGAUAACAAAGCACCACACUAAGAAUACACUAAUUUUUGGGGUAACGGGUGCCGUUGUAGCAAUUACUAUCUUGGCUUUUGGGUUAUAUGCUUUGAAAAGAUGUAGAGGAGACAAGAACACGACAGAAAGAGUAGAUCUGAAAGCCCAAGGUUUGCAAACUGUUUGCUUUACGUGGAGACAAUUACAAACUGCAACAAACAAUUUUGAUCAAGCCAACAAACUUGGAGAAGGAGGUUUUGGAACCGUAUUCAAAGGAGAGCUGUCGGAUGGAACUAUCAUAGCAGUCAAGCAGCUUUCUUCUAAUUCAUGCCAAGGAAACCGUGAAUUUGUGAAUGAGAUAGGAAUGAUCUCAGGGUUGAACCAUCCAAACCUUGUCAAGCUUUAUGGAUGUUGUGUCGAGAAGAAUCAAUUGCUACUCGUGUAUGAAUACAUGGAAAACAAUUCUCUUGCGCUUGCGUUGUAUGGAAAUAACUCUCAGACAUUGGACUGGGAAACAAGACAAAAGAUAUGUGUAGGAAUCGCAAGAGGGCUCGAAUUCCUUCAUGAAGGAUCAAUGAUCAGAAUGGUUCACCGUGACAUAAAAACCACAAAUGUCCUUCUAGACGCAGACCUAAAUGCAAAGAUAUCUGACUUUGGAUUGGCUAGGCUCCAUGAAGAAGAACACAGUCACAUUAGCACCAAAAUUGCAGGAACCAUUGGAUAUAUGGCUCCGGAAUAUGCACUAUGGGGUCAAUUAACAGAGAAAGCAGACGUGUACAGUUUCGGGGUUGUGGCAAUGGAAAUUGUUAGUGGGAAGAGUAAUGUUAAACCGCAGGGAAAUGAUGAUCAUGUCUCGCUUAUCAAUUGGGCGCUGGCUCUACACCAGACAGGAGACGCAAUGGAGGUUGUAGAUCCAGUGCUCCAAGGUGAUUUCAACAGUAAAGAAGCAGUAAGGAUGAUCAAAGUUGCUCUUGUCUGCACAAAUUCAUCACCUGCCUUAAGACCAACUAUGUUAGAGGCCGUGCAAAUGCUCGAGGGAGAGAUGGAAAUAACACCGGUAAUGUCAGAUCACGGUUUAUAUGAACACAACUUGAGCAUCUCAAAGAUGAGGGUCACUACUACAAUUGGUAGCUCGAGCACGUCAGGUGUGACAAAUCAAACAGAAACCACAAUGAAAUCUGAUGCUUCUGGUUGUGAUCUCUAUCCACUAUACCCUGAAUCCAUGAUCCUGAACUCCACAUCAGAUCUUUCUUCCUCAUCACUAUAAUGUCAAAAGCUAUGCACAUUGCCUUAUCUUUAAGAGAGAAAAAAGCUUGUGAAGUUUUCUUAUUUAUCAUAUCAUUAAAGCUGUCUACAGCUUUACUAUUACUAUACUAGCUCAAUUUAAAUCGAUCCAAAACCAUUGGUAUUUUUAUGACUAUAUGUCGAACUCUUAUUACUAUACUAGAUGUGGACUCGUGCGUUGCACGGGUUUUAUUUGAGUUUUUAAUUUCAUGAACACAUAAGAAGAAUGAAAAUCUUUUUUCACAUUA
Messenger RNA from Brassica rapa (field mustard), 8341 nucleotides. RefSeq names its product probable LRR receptor-like serine/threonine-protein kinase At1g29720. The record is from RefSeq and is a predicted model, not a curated record. NCBI's taxonomy places the organism in Eukaryota, Viridiplantae, Streptophyta, Magnoliopsida, Brassicales, Brassicaceae. Gene Ontology annotation, molecular function: protein kinase activity; ATP binding; protein binding. Gene Ontology annotation, biological process: protein phosphorylation.